Molecule: messenger RNA, 2807 nt
Organism: Polypterus senegalus (gray bichir)
Lineage: Eukaryota; Metazoa; Chordata; Cladistia; Polypteriformes; Polypteridae
Gene: brms1la
Product: BRMS1 like transcriptional repressor a
Exons: 10
Coding region: 146-1117 (323 amino acids)
Biological process (GO): negative regulation of transcription by RNA polymerase II
Cellular component (GO): Sin3-type complex
Molecular function (GO): histone deacetylase binding
Source: RefSeq, a predicted model, not a curated record
CCAGCAAUUGGUGCUAAGGGUUGUCCGUUGUUGCUACUCAUACAUCAUAUAGUCAGUUAGGUUGUUUCUGUUUCCCGAAAAAGUAUAUAUUUGUCAAUUUAUUUGCUGUUUUUUUUUAAGUAUUUAAAACAGUCAGCGGAAAGAAAUGCCAGUGCAUUCGCGGGAUAAAAAGGAGGCCAAUCAUGAGGAAAUGGAAGUGGAUUAUCCGGAGCAUGAAGGCACCAGCUCAGACGAGGAAGACACGGAGAGCUCUUCUGUGUCAGAAGAUGGAGACAGUUCAGAGAUGGACGAUGCAGACUGUGAAAGAAGAAGAAUGGAAUGCUUAGAUGAAAUGACAAACCUGGAAAAGCAAUUUACAGAUCUCAAGGAUCAACUUUAUAAAGAACGGCUAAGCCAAGUUGAUGCCAAAUUGCAAGAAGUCAUUGCUGGGAAGGCACCAGAAUACCUUGAGCCUUUGGCAACCCUGCAAGAGAAUAUGCAAAUCAGAACCAAAGUGGCAGGUAUUUACAGAGAACUUUGCUUGGAGUCUGUGAAAAAUAAGUAUGAUUGUGAAAUCCAAGCAGCCCUCCAACAUUGUGAGAGUGAAAAGCUGCUUUUGUAUGACACUGUGCAAAGUGAACUUGAGGAGAAAAUAAGGAGACUUGAAGAAGACCGACACAGCAUAGAUAUUACCUCAGAACUAUGGAAUGAUGAAUUGCUGUCAAGAAAAAAUAAAAAGAAAGACCCAUUCAGUCCAGAUAAAAAGAAGAAGCCAGUUGUUGUUUCAGGACCAUAUAUAGUUUAUAUGUUACAAGACCUUGAUAUUCUUGAAGACUGGACAACCAUUAGAAAGGCUGUGGCCACAUUGGGACCCCACAGGAUAAAAUCAGAAACAUCCAUAAAAAGUGAAAAACACCAACAUAGUGCCCACUCAGAAGAUGGACGACUCUUUUAUGAUGGAGAGUGGUAUAACCGUGGCCAAAGAAUAUGCAUUGAUAAAAAAGAUGAAUAUCCAACAAGCGCCUUAAUAACCACUAUCAACCAUGAUGAAGUCUGGUUCAAAAGAAUGGAUGGCAGCAAGUCUAAACUCUACAUAUCUCAGCUUCAGAAAGGGAAAUACACAAUCAAGCAUUCCUAAUUUUUUUGCAUUAUAGUAUUUUUUUUUUUUCAGGAUCAAAAAUGUUUCCAACAUCAUGUAUUGCUGCCAAAAAGCAUUUUUUUUUAAUAAUUGGUUUUAAUUUCAGUGUUUUUUUUCCAGUUUUUUUGUACAUACUGUAUGUAAUGCACAAUUUCACUGUAAAUGUUGAACAACUACAUUUAAUUUUGUUUUUGCUUUCUUCUGUUGUGCAUGCGACUACCUCAUGGUCCCUUAUUUAAGAAGAACCUUGAGGUGCUGUAAAUAACACCAGAUGAGUAAUGUCAGAAUUUCAAAUGUAGUGGACUUUUUUCUCUUUUUUUAAAUUGUCUUGAAGUAGGUGUUGCUUCAAGCUAUCACAAAGAGGCUGUUCGCCUUGCCAUUACUAAAUUAGUGUAUUUGUAGUUUUCUUAGAUGGUGUGCCAAAACCUGUUAAUCUUUGCUGGUUACUAUAUAAUAAUAGAGUUAAACUGAACCACUCUAUGUAUUUGCAAAACAAUGAGGUUUAUAACCACUUUGUUAGCAAGUGUUACUCUGUUUACCUCAUUUUGGUCACUGCUGCUAUUGUGAAUUUUAUCUUGUACAAAGUAUAGUACUAUAUAAAUAUAUAUAUUUCUGUUAAUAACUUUCUGGCAUUGUUCAGGACUCGUCAGCAAUUGCACCAAUUCUCAUGCAUGUAUAUAUUAUAUGCUUUUUUUUUUUUCCUUCUCUGUGUUUCUCACAAAUAUUUAUUUCUUUUUCUUAAAAGUUAAACAAAUAUAAUGCAAUGCAUUUCACUGAGGUAAAGAUUUCAUUUUUGAGCAUGUGCUGUAUGCUUUUAGAGGACAAAACCCAACACUCGUGCAAUGGUCUUGGGAUGUUUGAUGUUGAGGCAGUAGGAGCUAAUUGCCGUUAUCCAGUUUUUCCCCUUUCAGUACCAUUAAUACUUAUAAACCUUUGGAAACAAGCGGAGAAUACACUUCGAGAGACAGCUUUGAAUGUGGAUCUUUUCAACUGUGGUGUUGAUUCUUUAUCCCAGUUCAUUGUAUUCGAGAAACCCUUAUUGUAACAUUUUAGAAACUAAGCAAUAUAGUCGCGUAAAAAGAGAUCGUCAGUCACUUGGACCUUCUCAGAUCAGCUAUUUGAUGGCAAAUAUUUAAUACGUAAAUGGUUUACGAAUUGUUUCAUUUUACCAGAAUAAGAAUUCUCCUUAGUGUUAUGUAAACAGCAUUAAAAAUGACAUUUCCACAUAAUUUUUACAUUACGUGUGUGUGUGUGUGUGUGUGUGUGUGUGUGUGUGUGUGUAUAUAUAUAUUUAAAUAAUAUUUGUAGAGUUAGAGUAUGGAUUGUGUGUGUGUGUGCUUCUCUAUGAUAUGUCUAAUGUCCUACAACUGAGUUUGUUUGUCUUUAUUUUUCUGUCUUUGUUUCUAAAACAGUAAUGCCACAAAAUGUAUUGCAUUUAUCUGAACAACUUUGACAGGGUAAUUCGUUACCGUCUGGCUGUCCUCUGUCCAAAAAUGAAUUGUUUUCCCUUUUUAUCCCAUGUGCAUUCCUAUUUUUUGCCUCUUUAUGAACUAACCUUGCAGUCUUCCAAAAUGUUUAUAUGUUCUACUGUUGUGCCUUUUUGUUUUGUUGUUUAUAUAGGAAAUUGAAUCUGAUAAACAAGUGUACUUUUGUUUUAAUGUUUUUUCAAUUUAGUUCUCAUUUGAUUAGA